Hyla sarda is the source of this 2582-nucleotide messenger RNA. It is a transcript of the gene CDC16, whose product is annotated as cell division cycle 16. The coding region runs from base 226 to 2097 and encodes 623 amino acids. Gene Ontology annotation, biological process: cell division. The record is from RefSeq and is a predicted model, not a curated record. The transcript is spliced from 18 exons. Gene Ontology annotation, molecular function: protein binding. Lineage: Eukaryota; Metazoa; Chordata; Amphibia; Anura; Hylidae.
GGCCUUAGUUUCCGCCCGGCAGAUAAUGUUUGUAACACUCAUCCUGAUGCAGUCUUGCCGAUACCGCUCAACACCCGGGAGAGAUAGGAGGGGCACCCAGUGCUGCAUAUCGGGGGCACGGGAAAUCUAACUCAGCAGCGGCCCCCCACACAUAUCGGCGGGGCACGGGAGCGCGCUCGUCCACUGUGUGCGCGCCUGGCUGUCUCCAUUAGUAACACAACAAUCAUGAAUUUAGACCGACUGAGGAAGAGAGUGCGGCAGUAUAUAGAGCAGCAACAGUACCAGAGUGCCUUAUUUUGGGCAGAUAAGGUUGCUUCACUAUCACAUGAGGAACCACAAGAUAUUUAUUGGCUAGCGCAAUGUUUGUAUCUCACCACUCAGUAUCACAGAGCUUCACAUGCCCUGAGGUCAAGAAAACUGGACAAGGCAUAUGAGGCAUGCCGGUACCUUGCUGCUCGAUGUCAUUAUGCUGCUAAAGAGUACCAGCAAGCUCUAGACAUCCUCGAUAUGGAGGAACCGAUUAGUAAAAAGCUGUUUGAGAAGAAUACAAAGGACGAAAAAUUAUUAAAAGAUGGUUCUGGAGAAUGGCAGAUGUCACAGUCUUCGAUCAAAAGCUCCAUUUGCCUUUUACGUGGAAAGAUUUAUGAUGCUCUGGAUAACCGAGCCCUGGCAACAUAUAGUUAUAAAGAGGCCUUAAAGUUUGAUGUUUACUGCUUUGAAGCAUUUGACCUCUUAACAGCACACCAUAUGCUGACAGCCCAGGAAGAGAAAGAACUUCUUGAUUCUCUACCUCUUAGUAAGAAAUGUCCGGAUGAUCAAGAACUACUCCGUUUCCUCUUUGAAAACAAACUUAAAAAGUACAACAAGCCAAGUGAAACAGUGAUACCAGAAUCUGUAGAUGGUCUUCAAGAUAACUUGGACGUAGUGGUUUCUUUAGCAGAAAGACAUUACUACAAUUGUGACUUCAAGAUGUGCUAUAAACUUACAUCUGCAGUAAUGGAGAAAGAUCCCUUCCAUGCAAAUUGUUUACCUGUGCAUAUAGGCACUCUCGUAGAGCUGAACAAAGCAAAUGAACUCUUCUAUCUUUCCCACAAGUUGGUUGAUUUAUAUCCUAAUAAUCCUGUGUCCUGGUUUGCUGUAGGCUGCUAUUAUCUCAUGGUUGGCCAUAAAAAUGAACAUGCCAGGCGAUAUCUUAGCAAAGCCACCACAUUAGAGAGAAGCUAUGGUCCUGCUUGGAUUGCUUAUGGGCACUCAUUCGCAGUGGAGAGUGAACAUGACCAGGCAAUGGCUGCUUACUUCACAGCUGCACAACUGAUGAAAGGCUGCCAUUUGCCAAUGUUGUAUAUUGGACUAGAGUAUGGGCUUACGAAUAAUUCAAAGUUAGCAGAAAGAUUUUUCAGCCAAGCAUUGAGUAUCGCACCAGAAGAUCCAUUUGUUAUGCAUGAAGUUGGCGUGGUAGCAUUUCAAAAUGGAGACUGGAAAACGGCUGAGAAAUGGUUCCUAGAAGCACUAGAGAAAAUUAGAGCAAUUGGCAAUGAGGUUACAGUUGAUAAAUGGGAACCUUUGCUAAACAACUUGGGUCAUGUCCGACGAAAGCUUAAGAAAUAUGAAGAUGCGUUGGAAUAUCAUCGUCAGGCCCUGGUUCUGAUACCGCAAAAUGCAUCCACUUACUCUGCCAUUGGAUACAUACAUAGUUUGAUGGGAAACUUUGAAAGCGCAAUUGAUUACUUUCACACAGCACUUGGUCUAAGAAGAGAUGAUACAUUUUCUGUUACAAUGCUUGGACACUGCAUAGAAAUGUACAUUGGUGAUUCAGAAGCAUACAUAGGAACAGAGAUCAAAGACAAGUUAAGAUGUUAUGACUUUGAUGUCCAUACAAUGAAAACCUUGAAGAACAUCAUUUCACCUCCCUGGGAAGAAAGGGAAUUUGAUCUUGAACGGCAGUCCCUUGAUGAAAGUGGUAUCAUGGCCUUGGAGACAUCUCAUCUGCUACCUAAAUCUUCUGAUGCCAAAUCACCAAUGGAAGAAGCUCUUGAGAUUGAGAUGAAUGAAAGUGAUAUGAUGCUAGAGACGUCAAUGUCUGACCACAGCUCAUGAAUAGCAGAGCAUUAUGGCUGCUUCUACUUUUGGACUUUCUUCUACACCCUGAAAUCUAGAUAUUUGGUACACCACAUAUUGCCAGAACUGGGAAAGAAGCCUUUGCUUCAUCACAGAAGUGUUAGUGAGGCCUGGUGAGCGAUGAACUGCUGGUUUCCCUUGUUGGAAACUAUGAAGUGGUAUGUUAUCUAAAAGAGGUUUUACAUUUUUAGUGUUGUAAAAUGUAUUUCACAUAUUACUUUUUAACAUUGUACUGUGGAUGAUUGUUUUACACUGCUGUAUAAUUGAUCACGUUAAAAAAAAAAAAGUAACUAUGUUACAUUGGAAAGAGCGUUUGUUGUCCACAGACCACUCUGGUUUGAUAAUGUGAAAUUGCUUUACUUGUACAACUUGCACCAAAUUUGUUCAGUGUCCACAAUAAAUGCUUGGAUGGACAAAAUAUUUUUUAUAAUUUUUUUACUUAUUAAAUGUAUCACCUCAGUUAA